Messenger RNA from Limulus polyphemus (Atlantic horseshoe crab), 5331 nucleotides. RefSeq names its product F-box/LRR-repeat protein 16-like. The record is from RefSeq and is a predicted model, not a curated record. Gene Ontology annotation, molecular function: protein binding. The transcript has 3 exons. The coding region runs from base 414 to 1886 and encodes 490 amino acids. Lineage: Eukaryota; Metazoa; Arthropoda; Merostomata; Xiphosura; Limulidae.
ACUAAAAAAAUCAACCAACUAAAAGUGAGUAAUUAAUAAUAAAAACAAAAGAACUAUAUAAUUCUAACUUUUAAGUUAACAACAAAAAAAAACAGAAUAUUUUCGAUUCUUUAGUUGACGUCACUGACGCAUGUUCAGUCGAAACGUCGCAACGAAAUCAUUCAGAGUAGACGCGCGUGUUUCGCUAGCCUCACUACACGAGAAGGACGGCAGAAUUGAGGUGUUCUUCCGUUAACGCUAGUUGUUUACGACCUAACGUUAUUUUUUAAAUUUUAUGAAUUUUUUAAGUGUACAUUUUUAUAGCGUUUUUAACAGCCUUAAAGCUGUUAGCUUGUGGCCGUCACUCAAGGUUGUCAAGAAAAGACUGCGACCGGACUAAGUGUAAACUAUAUUGCACGCACAAUGAACAGCUGAUGCAGAGAGUAAUUUGUUGCCAUAUUUUGAUAUCAGACAGGGAAUGCUGUUUCGUAGUCGUCAUGUCAACGGAGGUCAGUUUUACUAAGCGAGCCGCUGCGGAAUUAAAUCGAUGCUUUAAUGGUCUGUCUGUUCGAGGAAAGGCCAACAAUGGCCGCGGAGGGGUACCAACCGCCUCGAAUACAGCUGGUCAGACAUCAAUCAGUCGAUAUGGCGAUAAAAAGACAUCGCGCGUGGACAAACUUUCUGAAAUAAAAGAGUAUCUAGCAGCAAUAAAAAAACCACGGACGCUGAGUGACUUGUGGCAAGAUUCGGGAUUUCUUGGGAUGUUCUUUUGGUAUUUUGUGGCCUAUGAUCGGAACACGUUAGCGCAAGUUUGUCAAGUCUGGCGAGAUAUACUAUACCAGCCGAAAUAUUGGAGGAGGGUUCUCCCCAUCCUCCGGUGUCGGGAACUGCGUUCAUCUUCGGGGGAUCUGGCAGCUACGUCCGAACUAAGAAAACGGGUGUAUCUAAGCCUAGAGCGCCGUGGUUUUGACUCGGCUUGUCUGUUUGGCGCCAAUGAUGAGGAUGUGUACGACUUUGUGAGUAACUGUCCAGCUUCUCACGUGCGACACUUACGUCACGUAGCGCUACGUUGCUGUAAUGUGACAGACAAGGGUCUUGAAGCCUUGCUGGAAACUUUACAAGCCGUGACCCAGCUGGAACUGUUUGGUUGUAAUGAGAUUACCGAUGCAGGACUGUGGGCAAGUUUCAGCCCACGCAUCGUGUCCUUGACGUUAGCAGACUGUAUCAAUAUAGCAGACGAAAGCGUAGCUGCAGUGACCCAGCUACUUCCAUCACUGUACGAACUCAAUAUACAGGCGUACCACGUGACAGAUGCCGCUUUGGCGUUUUUUGGACCUCGCCAGAGUGCAACUGUCAUUAUUCUUCGUCUCCGAUCUUGUUGGGAGAUCACUAACCAAGGCCUCCUUAAUCUCGUCCACGCUCUUCCCAAUCUGAGUGUACUAUCGCUCUCGGGUUGCUCCAAAAUAACCGAUGAUGGAGUGGAGUUGGUAGCUGAAAAUCUACGACAACUGAGGUCACUUGAUCUGUCUUGGUGUCCCCGAAUCACAGAUGCCGCAUUGGAAUACAUUGCUUGUGACCUGACUCAAUUAGAGGAGAUGACCUUAGAUAGGUGUAUGCACGUCUCUGAUAUUGGGCUGGGUUAUCUGUCUACGAUGGCUAACUUGUGCGCCCUCUAUCUUCGGUGGUGUUCACAGAUUCGAGACUUCGGAAUUCAACAUCUUUGUAGUAUGCGUCAUUUACAAAUACUGUCUCUUGCAGGAUGUCCUCUGAUAACUUCUGUCGGAUUAUCUUCAGUUGUGCAACUGCGCCAUCUUCAGGAACUCGAGCUAACAAACUGUCCAGGUACUUCUGCGGAACUAUUCGAUUACCUGCGUGAAAACCUUCCAAAUUGUAUGAUCAUAGAAUGAUGAUCACAUUUAUAUACAUAUAUAUUAGGAAAUAAUGGUAAAGUGUUGUAGAAAUAUUACAUUUUUCUUAGAGUAGUCAUUAUAAGUUUUUAUUAUGUCAUAAUAUAUGGCAACUAAGAACUAGUGUCAGCAAUUGGAAGAUAAUAUUUUAUAAUUUCAUAGAGCUGAAUUUUUCUUUAUUCAGUUAUUGUCAUAAACCAUAAUGCUGAACUUGAAAAAUAACGUUAAAUAUUUUUUUCUUAUAAAAAUGAUCUAGUUUGAUGAUAAUAGUCACAUUAUAUUUUAUCUCUGUAAUUUAAUAGUUCAAACAGGCUGAAAGUAUGCACUAUAAUGUAGGUUUCUAGAUAUUAAGAUGGUACAAAGCUGUGUGUAAUUCAGUCAAAACUGGGCCUAUAUCUACUUUUGAAGCAUUGCAGUUUUUAUGAUGUCAAUAUAAUAACCACAUAAAUAUGGUUUUUCUUUCACGGUAAAACUUGAAAGAACAGAAAUACUGAUCACAGGAAGAUUCAGUCAUUUCUUACCGUCAUCACAGUGGCUCACAUCAAAUAUUACAAUUGUACCGGCAACUUACACCUACUGCUAUUAUUUCAAAAAUAAAAUAGCAGUGAACUAAAAAUAGAAACUACGUGUUGUUAGUUGACAAUAACAGCACAGUGAAAGUUGAAACCUUACAUUAGCUGACGACUACAGAUAAACUACACUAACACUUUAGUAGAGUUACAAAUUAGCAAGUCUCGAAAAAGCUAAUUAUUUAAUUUAGUGCAGCAACAAAAUAUUUUAAUAUCUUGAAGUUUCAUGUAAUUGAAUUCAUAGUGGUACUUCUCAGGCCACAGUUGAAGUGAUAUUUCUAAUAGACAAUCUUUAAUCAGUGUAUCAUCGUUUCUUUUUUAUAAAUGUUUAACUGUUAGCUCAACAAUUUAGACAACCAUUGUAAUUUGUAGUUAAGAUCUAAGUUGAAUAUCAUGAUUUCCUGUGUUAUCAAAUAAUAUCUAUAGGUGUGUGCAAUUAUCUUUAAAAAAUAAAAUUUUAAUUAGUUGACAUUAUAAUAAAAAGAACAGAAGAUAGUCAAAUAAACAGACUUAUUUAGUAUCAUAUUGGAUGAAUUAGAAUAUAUGUUUUAGGGCCUAAAAUAAUUUGACUCGUAGACUUAAUGUUAUUACAAUCAGUGGGACUGUUUGUCAAUGCUUUAUUUCUCAAAAUGAUUGUUAUAUUAACAUCUCUUGUGUUAUCUUAACUCUUUGUUAACACUAAUGUAUGAAGAUAACCUUCCAUAGCCUUGUCAACUCUGUGUUAUUGUUCAUCUUAGUUAAUCAACACUGAUAUAAAGAUGACCAGGUAGCUGAUAUAGUUAAUGCUAUGGAGAUAGCUCAGUCAGUAAUUUGUUUAAUACUGGUGUAUGGAAAGAACUAAUUUAUCUGUGUGAUAAGUUUUUUCUCUUGGGGGGGGGGGGGGGUUAAUACAUAGGUUUGUCAUCAAACUGAUUUAUUUAACUAUCUGUACUUCACUUUUAACACAAAUAAUAAUACCUCCAAAAUUUGAUUCUACUGAACAAACGGUUCUGCUAGUACUCUGGUUGUUGUGAUGACCAUUGUUAUCACAUGGCCGUAAGAUGUAUGUGAAUGUGUUAUUUAUUCUGUAGUUUUACACGUAUAACCCAAUAAUUUUUGGAGAUUUUUCCGAUAUGUUCUCUUUAAAUUUGUUUAUAGCCAUAGAAGUAACUUAUUACUCAUCCCUGUUUAUUUGUUUAUAGCCAUAGAAGUAACUUAUUACUCAUCCCUGUUUAUUUGUUUAUAGCCAUAGAAGUAACUUAUUACUCAUCCCUGUUUAUUUGUUUAUAGCCAUAGAAGUAACUUAUUACUCAUCCCUGUUUAUUUGUUUAUAGCCAUAGAAGUAACUUAUUACUCAUCCCUGUUUAUUUGUUUAUAGCCAUAGAAGUAACUUAUUACUCAUCCCUGUUUAUGAAUAAGUAAGAUAUUUUUUUAUGCUACAUUGGUUCUACUCAAAGAAAACUGUUAAUUAGAAUCAUAGAACAUGCUGACCAUUGAGUCAAAUGUACUUGAACAUGCCAUAAGUAAAUGUGACGUGAUUGUUCCUUCCAGUUGGUUUAAGAUUUUAGCAAGGACCAAUAAUGAACAGACUCCAGCCAAAAGAGAGCUUGCUCAUUGACAAGCUGAAACUUGAGAUAAACAUUGUUGGAUCCACUAAAAAAAGUUUCUCGUGUUGCCAGAAAAAUGUAGUCAUUUGAUAAAUGCUUUAAGAGUUCUAUUUGCAUAAUUUAUAACAAUAUAUGUACAUUGAAAUCGGGAAACCACAUUAUAAUUGUGAUUAAACAUCAAUAACCAUUAAGUUUCUACUUUUUCUGUUGUUUAAGUAAAUUAUUAUUUUUUGUAAAUAUCAAUUAUAAUGAUAUUUCUAUCUUUUUUUUUCAGUGGUUAUCAUGUUGAACAUAUCGUUAAGUAUGAUUGGAAACAAAUACUUUGUUAGUAAAGAUAUAAUUUUCCAGUACACACGUUUCACGUACAGUCAUGUGUAUCCAGGUAUUCAUUCUUAACAUGGGUGCCCACAGGAAGGGGCAAGAGGGGACAAAAAAUUGCAAGUAUUAUGAUGUAAACUUAACAUUGUAAUUAAACUAAAUAUUUUUAGUCAUUUAUAUAUUGAAACUGUAAAUUUGUAUUUGUGUUUAAGCACACAUGUUCUUUUAGUCCAUUGACUUGCACUGAAAAAGCCGAUCCCCUACAUAUAUUUCACCCCCACCCCUGAAAAUAUUUCAGUGGGUGCCCAUGAUUCUUAACAAAUAUUAUAGGUGUAUUCUCAAACUUUAUUAUCAAGACAACAAAUAUAUACACACACUGGAAUGUGACAGUAUAUUAAGCCAAACAAUAAAAUACAUACAUAAAAAACAUCUCGGGGAAUGUUCUAAACAUUUCUUUUAUGGACUUCCUCCUUGUGUAGUUUUGAUUAACUGAAAAUGUUGUUUCCCAGCACAGCACAAGUUUUAUUUUAUUUUUCAUAGAUAUUUAAACAAGUAGUAAACUACAGGGUAUUAGUGGGGACCCCACUUAUUAAGUUAUAAAUCUGUAGUAUCUUCUAAAUUUAUUGUACCAUUUUUACUGUCAAACAUUUCUUUUUUUUGUCUCCAGUGAAAAAGAAUAGUGUGAUACAUACAUCUGUGUGUUUAUAUAAUACCCACAAUAACGUGUAUCUCAAAAUAAAAGUGUUGGUGAAAUGGUUUUGAUUUCAUCCCAUUUUUUUGUAUUGGUUUAAGCAUGGAACCUUGAAAUACCUAUUUUUUACAAAUGUAAUACUUAUAUGUAUCUUUAUUGAUUUGUGAGAAGAAUAUUUGAAAAGCAAAAGCUGAUGAUGAUAAAUCUUUUACCAAAGAUGUUUUUUCGAUUAGAAUCAAGAAUGUUCUUUAUAUAUACAGAAUUCAGUUCUAUUAGAUGAG